Molecule: messenger RNA, 3581 nt
Organism: Lampris incognitus (smalleye Pacific opah)
Lineage: Eukaryota; Metazoa; Chordata; Actinopteri; Lampriformes; Lampridae
Exons: 12
Coding region: 270-2519 (749 amino acids)
Molecular function (GO): NAD+ poly-ADP-ribosyltransferase activity; metal ion binding
Source: RefSeq, a predicted model, not a curated record
UUCUAGUGGGGGUGGGGGGGGGUACGAGAGUGGCGUGUUUACUACCAACAGCCCCGACACACGUCAUCUCGUGUCCCUGCCCCCCCCCCGCCUCGCCCGAGCGGGGCGGUGGAGAAAACGGCGUGGCACAUUUUUAAGUUUCGGUUUCUGAUCGUCAGAAAUGAUUCCUGAUCCCUGGCCGUACUCGGCGAGCUGUCUUCCCCCACACACACACACACACCAAGCGUGCCGCGCGGCCGGGGCUGGCAGGAGCCGAGGCGGCCGAGGCGAUGGAGUCCACCAUAACCAAGAUCAUCUGCGCCAACGGCGGCUCGAUCUCGGCGGAGGAGCUGCAGUCGGUGUACUUCGGCAGGUCGGAGAGGGUGAGCGACGUCGUCGCCAACCAGGAGAAGUUCCUCUUGUGCCACCAUAACGAGGAGCAAAUGGUGGUGGCCAGGACCAGACUGGGUUUGUGCAAAACCAAAGACUGCCAGGGCUGUAACAGUUUACACCUGUGCAAAGGAUUCCUGUUCGGGAACUGCCAGUUUGAUCGGGGGAGGAGAAGAUGCCGUUUCUCCCAUGACCUGACAUCUGCAUAUAACAACGGGCUUCUAGUUAAACAUGACCUGGACAAUCUGGACAAGGCAGAACUUUGCACUUUGCUGCUCCAAAAUGACAGAACUCUCCUGCCGCCAGUAUGCCACGACUACAACAACGGCUUGGGCGAGUAUGGCAGGUGCCAGGAUGGUGAAUACUGCACGAGGCUCCACAUCUGUGAAAUAUACCUGAGCGGCCCCUGCAGCUGCCCCAGAGCGCAUGAUUUCUAUGAACCACACCCACAGAAGACCCUGCAGAAGAGAGGCGUGCCCAACCAGCUCUUCUGCUCAAUGAAGAUGGUUUACAUGAACAAAGAGCUUCUAAGAAUCUGGUGUAACAAGGGCAACAAAGGUAACAUGGGCCGCCAGCCGCAGCAGCAAACAGGCCUUUUCGGUGACAUCCCCUCCGCGGCCAAUAAUGCCACCGACAGUGCUGAUGACUCUGCAGGCGCCGGCAGGAAAAAAAAUCGAAAGAGGAACAAUGCCAAUAUGAAAGAUAAAAUUGACAUAUGCAUGUACUUCAUCAAGGGCCACUGUAAACAUGGGGAGAGGUGUUUCAAAGCCCAUCACAACCUGCCGUACAGAUGGGAGGUGAAGGAGGGACAACAGUGGACGGCCUUACCGGAGAACGAGGAGAUAGAGGAAGACUUCUGCAACCCUAAGAAGACAUACAGUCGAGGCGUGCAGCCCGUGUGUUUUGACACCAUGACCUGCGAGCUGAAUAGCGCCCGCCGCCUCUCCACCGUCUCCUCUGUUCUCCAGCCUACUUUCAUUUUCACCACGGAGUGGGUCUGGUACUGGGAGGACGAGUUCGGGACCUGGAAUCCGUACGCCACAGCGACUGGGCAACAUGGACUGGCGAGCAUCACCAGCAUGGAGCUGGAGGACAAGUUCCAGAACGAUGACCAGGCGGUGGUGGAGUUCUCCGCAGGCUCCCAGUCGUACACGCUCAGUUUCCCGGACAUGAUACAGACGAACAAGCGGUAUGGCACCAAGAGGGUGGUGAGAAGACGGCCGAAGUUCGUCUCCUCAGCUGAAGCACAGAUCAUCAAAACCAGGAGGCCCGUGGGUAAUCAGUCACAUUUCAAAGACCUACCAGCACACUGGGACAAGACACUGAUUCCUGAGACCGGGUAUAAGCGAGUACAGCUCCAGAGCACCUCAGGUGAGUACAAGGAGAUCGAGAGCCUCUUCCGCAGCACACUGAGGGGCUUUGACAUCUACCAGAUAGAGAGGAUCCAGAACAAAGCCCUCUGGGAAGUCUUCCAGUGGCAAAAAACUCAGAUGAAGAAGAACAACGGAGGUCAGAACGUCACAGAGAAGAAGCUGUUCCACGGGACCGACCCCAAACACAUAGAUGCGAUUUGCCUUAACAACUUCGACUGGAGAAUCUGCGGCACCCACGGCACCGCCUACGGUAAAGGUAGUUAUUUCGCCAGGGACGCCAAAUAUUCUCACAGCUACACCGGCGAGUCCAGCGUCAAAUCCAUGUUCAUAUCCCGCAUCCUGGUGGGCACCUACACCAAAGGAUGCUCCAGCUACCUUCGACCCCCAUCCAAGGAUGGCGGAGACACCCACUUCUACGACAGUUGCGUGGACGAUGUUGGCAACCCCUCCAUAUUUGUGGUGUUUGAGAAGCACCAGAUCUACCCUGAGUACCUGCUCACAUACGAGGAGAAGGUUUCUUAUUCCUCGCCGUACUACACCAGGGCGGCGGCUCCAGCUCCGGCUCCGGCACCCAGGCCAGCUCCGGCACCGAGACCAACAACCGUAUCUUGGACAACUCCCGCAUCGACGAGUGCAUCUUCGACAUCAACGUCCACACCGAGGGCUGCACAUUGGUCACCACCUCCCACACCGCUAUCACGACCGACUUACUCGUCUUACUCCUCAUCAAACCAGAGUUACCAGAAGAAGCAAUCUGAUUCCUGUGUCAUCAGUUAGAGGUGAAUGUGAUGUCCAGAGACCUUGUCUCUUAUCGGAUCAUGAGGGGAGAGGAUGUGGUAAAAAUGCAAAGUGUAACAUUUGGAUUGUAAGAUAAAUGUAUCGAGAGGAUGUCAUUAAUUGUAGUUUUCUGUGUUUUGUAAUCACAGUUACGAUCAUCCAUAGUUGUAAAAUAGCUUUAGUAUGUUGAAAAUACAAAAUUAACAAAGUAUAAACAAAUAAACAAGUGAGAAAAACAGUUGCCAAGGCAACCGAUGGCGUUAUUGAAAUGAUCCGCACAGCUGGAAUACCUCUUUGACCAACCGGUUUGCUUGGUUUGAGACCUCCCAUCGUACAGCAUUAGUGCAUAUUACCAGUUUCCAAGUCCAAGAAUUGAUGUACAAAUCACUGUUAAAGACUCCUUGCUGCCAUUCUUUAAGUGGGCUCAGGAAAUUUUGUACGUCAAAAAUCUUGGCAGUUUCUCAUAUAAAGUGAUUAUAAUGGCGUACCGCCCGCUGCUGUACUCCCCCCUGAGCAGCAGAGGGCGACAACGCCUCAGCGUAAAUAUCUACACUGUUAAAGCCUUAAACUUAAAGGUAGGAUGAGUAGUAUUUUCCUAAGAAAACUGUACAAAAAUAAACCUUCACAAUCAUCGCUUAUGACCCACUAGACGUGUGUGGCAGUGUUUGCAUCUGUAUCUGCAGAGACCCGGUCUGUUCUCUGCCUGUAUUUUCUUAUUUUGCUGUGUCAGGAUAUUUCUGGGCAUUGACCUUUGGGCGUUGGGUGUGGGUACUAUCAAAAGAGCCAUUUUUGCCCCCCCCCCUCCAAAAAAAAUUGUCUGGAGCCACAAAACAUAUUUCAGCCUUAUAAUGAAGGUAACACUGUCUGUUAAGUCUAAAUUAGCCUGUCAACAUUACUAAUAGGUGGGAAUGAGCUUGCAUUAACUUUUACCACAUGUGGCUACUCUGCAGCGGGCUAUUGAUGAUCAUUUGGUAUUUGAACUUUGCAUUUCCAUUACAGUAAUACCAUAUUUUGUUGCAUUUAUGAAAUUAUAUAACUACAAUAAAGAAAACUUUUAAUUUU